Molecule: messenger RNA, 1478 nt
Organism: Lonchura striata (white-rumped munia)
Lineage: Eukaryota; Metazoa; Chordata; Aves; Passeriformes; Estrildidae
Cellular component (GO): cytosol
Molecular function (GO): NAD binding; glyoxylate reductase (NADPH) activity; hydroxypyruvate reductase [NAD(P)H] activity
Source: RefSeq, a predicted model, not a curated record
UGCGGUGCCACUGGGGCGGCCGGCCGGCGGGUCCCAGCCCUAGGCCCGCCGGGACAGCGGAAAACGCUCAGCCCGCCCGGGGCAGGGAGAACUUCCCGGGACACCACUCCGGCGGAGCACAGAAGGGGGAGCCGGCCCGGCGGUGCCGGAGCGAUGCGGGAGCAUUGCCUCCGACUAAAGGGGCGGCAUGAGGGCGUCUCGGCUUUAACCUGAGAUCACAACCUUGGCUCUUUGCAGAGUCAGCAGAGUGGAGAGCUGGCAAAGAACUCAAGGGGACGGAAGAAAGAAAAGGGCAUGGAGGGUCAGGAACUGCCUUAUGUGCUAGUUGACUCUAUAGGAGGGAGACUUGGAGUAUACGAAGACCAUCUCGGAUUUCUGAAGAAACGUUUUCAUCUCAUCACCAUUAAAGAAUAUCUUGAAAAUAAGACAUUUCUCAGCAAAAAGAUCAGAGCGAUCUAUAUAUGGUAUCACAAACCAGCUAUUAAUGAAGAGCUGCUCCAGAACUUGCCUAACUUGAAGGUAGUUGCAAGUGCUGGAAUGGGAAUAGAUCACUUGGACCUGAAACUCCUCUCCAGCUAUGGUGUGAAGGUAUCCAAUACUCCAUUUAUUGUUUCCACUGACACUGCAGACAUGGGGAUGGCUUUGUUGCUGGCAUCUUCCAGGAGACUUGUGGAAGGCCAUGAGAUGGCAGUCUCCCCUGACACAGAGUAUUUCCCUGCUGACUGGCUGGGGGCUGAGGUUUCUGGAGCAACCCUGGGGAUCCUAGGAAUGGGGAAAAUUGGUUACAAAGUGGCUGAAAGAGCCAAAGCCUUUGAAAUGAAGAUUUUGUACCACAACAGAAAUCAGAGAAAAAAGGAAGAAGAAAGUGCUGUUGGAGCUGUUUACUGUAAGAAGAUAGACGAUUUGCUCCAGCAGUCAGAUUUUGUGUUAUUGGCUGUGAACUUAACUCCACAGACACACAAACUGAUUGGGAAGAGGGAGCUGGAGCUGAUGAAACCCACUGCUAUUCUUAUUAAUAUCAGCAGAGGUCUAGUAGUGGAUCAGGAUGCUUUGGUGGAAGCCCUCCAAAACAAAGUUAUUAAGGCAGCUGCUCUGGAUGUGACAUAUCCUGAACCUUUGCCAAGGGAUCACCCCUUGUUAAAGAUGAAGAAUGUUAUAAUAACUCCUCACAUUGGAAGUGCCACCAAGAAGACACGCUGGGUUAUGAUGGAGGAAAUGGCAGAAAGCAUAGAGGCAGGCCUGGCAGGUCUUCCUAUCCCUCGUGAGGUGCUGCCCUAAAGCAGCUUGCAUUUAGGAUUAAUGCCAGCAGUGCAGAAAGAGCAAUUUGAUCACUUUUCACGUAAUUAUUUCGUGCAAUUUCGUGUUAUGCAGAUAAAAUAUACAAAGCACAGGUGCAAUUUACUUAAAUACCCAGCAGUGGUUCUGUAUGGAAAACUGCAGUGUUUUGUCUUGAUAUUCAAUGGAAAAGCUCCAGAGCA